GCACUUCAUUAUAUAAUGAUACAGGAAACCAUCUCCACGGCAACCUCAGAACUCCAGGCUCUGCCUCAGAGCUGCUCUCCCAUCCCCAGGACCUGGCUGGGCAGGAUGAGGCCGCUGGGUGCUCUGUUUCUGGCUGCUCUCCUGACUGGUGCUGCAGCCCCAUGGCCUGAUGAACCUUCCAGGACCUGCUUCUUCCAGAUGCUCAGCGGAGGGGACAGCUUGUUCUGCAGAGGGGAUUUGGAAGUCAUUUACCCGGAGCUGGGCGACGUGAGCUGCUCGUACAUCCCCAAGUGCCACCAGUACCGGGAGCGUAUCAGCAGGGAAUGGGGCAGCCCCCGUGUCCGGUACCCGCAGGCUGACAAGAGCAAGAAGUACGUGCUGAUGCUGGUGGACCCCGACGUUCCCAGCCGAGCCAACCCCAGGAGCCGCUUCUGGAGGCACUGGUUGGUCACCGACAUCCCAGGUGCGAAUCUGAGGACUGGGGACGUCAAAGGGCACGUGCUGACGGAUUACGUCCGUCCCACGCCGCCGCCCCGCAGCGGGUACCACCGCUACCAGCUCCUCCUGCACGAGCAGCCAGCGCACGAGGCCAUCGCCCUGAGCCCCGAGGAGCGCGUCUCACUGGGUUCUUGGGUGAUGGAGAGCUUCGUGAAGCAGUUCCGGCUCGGCUCACCGGUGGCCUCCACACAGUUCCUCACCAAAUACCACCAGGAUUAGCUCUGCCCCAUGUGCCCUUCCCCUGUGCAGCUGCAUCCCCUUCCCUGCAUCCCAGAGCCACAUCUGGGACCCACCGAGGAUGUGCCAGCCCUUCUCCCAGCCCAGAUUGAGAGCAGAAACCCAGCCCUUCCACUUCCCAAACCUGGCAGAGCACCCUCAUCCCCUCCAAAGGUAACUUCCCAUCGGUGUCCUGGCUCCCUGGGUGUCCCGGGAAGGCUACAUCCUCUUCUCCUCCCUUGCCUCAUUUCCGGCCUGACCCCCAGCAUGUCCCUCCUGCACCUUGGGGGUCUUACACCUUAAUGCCUGCAGCUUCCAGAAUAAACCACGAGUGGAUGGAGUGCA
Molecule: messenger RNA, 1059 nt
Organism: Pezoporus flaviventris
Lineage: Eukaryota; Metazoa; Chordata; Aves; Psittaciformes; Psittacidae
Gene: PEBP4
Product: phosphatidylethanolamine binding protein 4
Exons: 8
Coding region: 16-717 (233 amino acids)
Source: RefSeq, a predicted model, not a curated record